Molecule: messenger RNA, 1674 nt
Organism: Andrographis paniculata
Lineage: Eukaryota; Viridiplantae; Streptophyta; Magnoliopsida; Lamiales; Acanthaceae
Product: NASP-related protein sim3
Exons: 6
Coding region: 75-1487 (470 amino acids)
Biological process (GO): DNA replication-dependent chromatin assembly; CENP-A containing chromatin assembly
Cellular component (GO): nucleoplasm
Molecular function (GO): histone binding
Source: RefSeq, a predicted model, not a curated record
GGGUUUUGCAUUUCCAUUUCCAUUUCAGAUAGCGAAGCAAGAGGGAGAGAAUUAGGGUUCGAGAAAUUGCUGUAAUGGCGGAAGAGAUGGAAAAUUUUGGUGCGCAGGCGCCGGUUUCUGAGCAAAACCCUAACUCCGUGGAAGCGACAAUUGAGUCGAAUGUUGGCUGCGAAGCCACGGAAUCAACCUGCAACAAUAUCAGCAAUAGUAAUGGGGGAAGCUCAGUUGUGUCUUCCGAAGAUGAGCGCGAGAAGACGUUGGAGUACGCGGACGAGUUGAUGGCGCUUGGAUCUAAAGCUGCCAAGGACCAAGAUUACACCGAAGCCACUGAUUACUACAGCCGUGCCCUAGAGAUUAGGGUCGCUCACUUUGGUGAGCUUGCCCCUGAGUGUGUCAAUGCAUACUAUAAAUAUGGAUGCGCCCUGUUGUACAAAGCCCAAGAGGAGGCUGAUCCACUGGCUUCUAUGCCCAAGAAAGAGGAUGCUGUAUCUCAUGAAGGUUCCCAUAAAGAGGGUUCUGUAAAUUCUGUGGUAAAUGGUGAAGCCUCUGCUGCUUCAGCUUCAAAUAAUGCAGAGCAAGGUGGAAGCUCAAAUGGUUUGGAUGGGGCACCAGAUAACAACGCAGAAGGGAAAGUUGAAGAGGAGGGUGAAGAUGGAAGUGAUGACGAAGAGCUUGCUGAUGGUGAAGAGGAUGAAUCUGAUCUUGACUUGGCAUGGAAGAUGCUGGAUGUUGCUCGUAUAAUCACUGAGAAACACUCGGGCGAUACAAUGGAAAAGGUGGACAUAUUGUCAGCCUUAGCAGAAGUAGCUCUAGAAAGAGAGGAUAUUGAAACUUCCCUAAGCGACUACCUGAAAGCUCUAGCCAUUUUGGAGCGUUUGGUUGAACCAGACAGUCGGCUUAUAGCAGAGCUGAAUUUCAGAGUGUGCCUGUGUCUGGAAAUUGGUUCGAAACCUGAAGACGCCAUUUCUUAUUGCCAAAAAGCUAUUUCUAUUUGUAAGUCCAGAACCCAACGACUUAUGGGUGAAGUACAGAACCUGGAAGCACAGACUCCCGAAUCCUCUACUACAUCCCAGUCUGCUGAUUCCACGGAAGACAAAACAGCCGAGAUUGAAACACUAACUGGUUUGUCCAGUGAGCUAGAAAAAAAGCUUGAAGAUCUCCAACAGCUCGUCUCAAACCCAAAAUCAAUCCUGUCAGACAUCCUGGGCAUAAUAUCUGCAAAAGCUGAAGCUGCCGGCGGAAAAGCCAUCUCAGGAGCAGGAAGCUCCACCGAGACAGCUACUGUCAUCACCGGCGGAACCGCAAACUCUACAAUUGUUUCUACAGCUCAAACAAGCAGUACUUCUGAAGUGACUCAUCUAGGCGUGGUUGGAAGAGGAGUUAAGCGAGUCGUGAUGAGCUCGACUUCGGUCGAAGAGCCCAAACCAGCAAAGAAACCUUCAAUGGAUCCGUCUUCAGAUAAUUGCAACAAUGGCAACUCUUCUUGAAGGUACACACACUCUUGUUUGUGUUAGGCAUGAAAAAGGCUUUUGCAGUAGAAAAUUAACAUGAUAAUGAAUUACACAGAUAUGAAUGAUUACCGUAAUAGGGUUUGUUCGAUCGAUCUGGAUUUGCCUCGAGAAUUUUAUCCGUAUUUGCUCGCUAGUUAUAUAAUACCAUCGCUUAUGGCCUGCU